AUGGGCAACGAGAUUUCUAAUGGAAGUCCAGGAGAUCUGGAAUAAAUGAAAAGAUUUAUGAACAUGUCGCCAGGUUAGGUCAAAUUGAUAAAGUAAUCGUGUUAUACAAAUUGUGUUUUAGAGAGAAAUUCGAAUUGAUGGCGGAUGAGGAUCUCACGAUUGAUAGAAAUGGGUUUAUAUAGUUGAUGAAGUUGAAAGAGACUGAAGUAGAUAAAGUGUUUUAAUUUUUUGACAUCAGCAAUGAUGGUCGAAUUGACAGUCAUGAAUUUGUAUGUGCUUUGAGUCUUUUGAGUCAAGCCACUCUGAAGGUAUUUCUAGAAUUAUUAUAUCGAAGGAAAAAGCAAAUAUAAUAUUCUCCUUAUACGACUUCGAUCACAACAAAACAAUCACUCGAAAUGAAUUGGUCAUUUUGAUCAAGACUACUUUGACAGCCUUGGGAGCCAUGUCACAGAAGGGAGAAUGCACCAUCCAAGAGGCAGAGAGAAUCUCAGACGAAUUGCUAAGGAAAUAUGAUACAAACAAGGAUGCCUCAAUAUCUUUGUCUGAAUUUCAUAGGUAUGUUUAUAUUUUAAUAAUUAUUUCGCAGUCUUUUAUCCAAAGAUUAAGAUGUGCUCAAGAUGCUCCUAUCCUAUGGCUUAUGCUCAUUGGAAGAUUUGAGAUCUGACUUUGGAGGAGCCUAAUAGGGUGAUGUUCCAUAUCCAGACUCUGAUUUGGAGAGUGAAACUCAGAGAAAGAUUUUGGCUUAUGAUUAGAAGAGAGAAUUGAGGAAAAUUGGAAUAGAGGCCAAUCUGGAUGAUGGCAGUACUCAAUUGCAAUUAGAAAACAAUCAGAAAGCUCUCAAAUAGACCAACAAAGAGGUUUGGAAAAACUAAGUUAAGAAUGGUCAACCAUCUUCUUGGAAACCAGGCAAAGGGGAUAUCAAUCCACCAAGUACUUUUAUGGAACUGGAUUAUGUAUACGGAUUCAGAAGUUUUGAUACCAGAAACAAUAUUAAAUUUGUUGAUUAAGAAUUAGUCUAUUUUACUGCUGCAGUUGGAGUGGUCUAUAAUCCAUAGACAAAUUAGUAAAGGUUCUUCUUUGAACACACAGAUGAUAUAACAUGCAUUGAUGUUUAUGAUAAGUAUGUUGCAACUGGUUAGGCAGGGUAGGUUCCUCCAAUAUAUAUUUGGGAAGUUAAAAAUUAAAUGGAACCUUCUAGGGCUGCUUUUAAAGGAAUUUUACGUUAAGGAGUACAAUGCUUAGCAUUUUCAAAUGAUGGUAAGAAAUUGGCUGCUGUGAGCAUGGAUGAUGAUCACACUUUGGUUGUGUAUGAUGUGGAUAAGGGAAUAGAUGCAAGAUUAAAAGGUGAUGUAUAGUAGGCCUUAUUAGCCACAGGUAAAGGUCCUAGGUCAUUUGUAUUUGAUAUUAAAUUUGAUAAAGUUGACAAGUAUUUGAUUUUGGCAUGCAAGAAUGAAGUAUACUUUUGCAGUUACGAUUAAAAUCAAAUAAGAUUGAAUCUAGGAAUAUGGGAUACAAAAACAUCACCAUUCUCAUCAGUAUUAUGCAUCGCAUUAUGUGAUAACAAUGUGAUAACAGGUACUUACAGAGGAUAACUAUUAAUCUGGAAGAGCAAUAGAGCUACUACAGCAGUGGAUGCUCAUAAGAGUGCAGUUCUAGCUAUUCAUACAAAGAGAGGUUAGGAAGGUGGGGUUGUAUCAGGCAGUAAAGAUGGAACAAUCAUAGUUUGGGAUGUGAACAUGAAAGCUAAAGAGAAGAUAAAUGUUCUCAACUUGAAUUUAAAAAUAUUCAAUUUCAAAGUUUAAAGUGUUACCAUAGGACCAAAUGAUUAAGAGAAAUCUGUCCAUCUAGUUUUUGGAACUAGAGGUUCUGACAUGGUAGAAGUACAAGGACCGAAAAGUAAGAUCUUAAUGAGAGGACAUUCUAUAGGAGUCUUAAGAGGGUUGGCUAUGCAUCCAAAAUUCCCUACCUUUUACACUAUUGGAGAAGAUAAUAUAUUGGCCUGUUGGUUGAUCAAGGAUAAGAAGAUGUCUAGUUGCAUGAGAUUAGAAUAUCCUAGUAGUGCAAUUCAUAUUAGCAAAGAUUACAAAUAUCUGGCUGUCGGUAGUACAAAUGGAACUGUACUUAUUAUUGAUCCUAAAACUUUGAUGCCUACUUUUAAUUUUAAAGAUAGAGAUGCUGAAGUCUCAUGUCUCAAGUUCUCUCCUGAUACCGAAUAAUUAGCAGUUGGUCAUGAUGCACCAAGUUGUGAUGUCAUCAUAUAUUCAAUUAAGAAUCAUUUCAAGAAGACUAAUGUUUUAAGAGGAUCUCCUGCAAGAGUUAUUAGUAUUGAUUUCUCAUCGACAUGCAGAGUUUUAUAAAUUAAUGAUUGGAGUUAACAAGUACUCUAUUAUGAAUUGGGGGGAGAAAAUAACCAAAAAGUAUUGCCAGAUGGAGCUUAGAAAUAUAAAGAUGAAAAGUGGGCAACAUACACAGCUAUUUAUGGAUGGCAUGUUUUGGGAGUAUGGCCAUCUUUAUCAGGUGGAUGUGAUAUCAAUGCUGUCGACAGAUCUAACAAAGGAGACAUUAUAGUGUCAGCAGAUGACUAUUCUGGAAUCAAGAUAUUCAGAUAUCCUGCUGCAUAACCAGGUCAAGGAUUUUAGAGAUAUGUGGGACAUGCAGCUCAUGUGACCAAUAUUAGAUUCUCAGCUGAUGACGAAUACAUCAUUUCAUUGGGCGGGGCAGACAAGUCAAUUAUGCAAUGGAAAGUCUCACAUGAUAAGGAUGCUUAGAUUGAGUAAGAUCAGGCAUGUGAAUCCAUUCAAGACGUUUAGAUAUCCAAAGAUUACUACAGACUCAAUUUAAAUGAGGAGGAGAAUAAGUAAGAAGGGUAGAAAUAGUAUUAAGCCUUUGUUAAAGCCACUUAACCGACCAAUUUUAAAUUUGAUGAGAAGAAAUAUAAUGUAUUGCCUCAAGGUAAUAUAACACUUGAUUAUGUUUUGGGCAUGAAAACUGAUUAGUUGGGUUAGGAUUACUUUAAUGGAGUGAAAUUAUUGGAAAAUGGUAAGAUUGCAUUCUCUUGUGGAACUGUUGGUGUGGUAAUGGAUCCAAAUAUUCCUAUUGGAUAAUAAUAUUGCACUUAGACUUAUUUCAGAUAUCAUUAGGAUGAAAUAACUUGCAUUGCCAUUCAUCCAAGAGGAAAAAUAAUUGCAACAGGUACGAAAGCAUUUGCUUUGAAUGAAAAGCAAUUAACUGCGAUUUGUGUUUGGGAAGCUGAAUCAAAGAAGGUUUUGUCAAUGUUGAAUGAUUUUCAUACUAAAAUGAUUUAUUGCUUAGAGUUUUCAUAUGAUGGUGUCUUUUUAUUAUCAUUUUCUUCAGAAUAUUCAAUUGCAGUUCAUGAUUGGCAAAUUGGAUAGUUGAUCAUCACUGUAAAGACUAUGAGAUCUAACAUUUAUGGAAUUUGCAGUAAGUCACCCACUGAAUUCAUGUCUUGUGGACAGAGAAAUGUCACUUUCUAUUAAAUGAACGGCAGAAAUGUCAAAUGCUAUCCAGGUAUUCUUAAUAGCAAUCAAUUCGAACCAAUGUUGUGCUGUUGUGUUGCAUUUAAGGAUUCAUAUGAAGUCACAGGAUCUGAUAAUGGUAACAUCUUUCUUUGGAAAGAGAACAAAAACAGCAAGCAUUACUAAGCACAUAGAUCCAAGGUGAGUUCGUUAGUUGCAGUCGGAAAAACCUAAUUGUACAGCAGUGGUUUGGAUGGGUAAAUCAAGUUGUGGGAAAUGAAUGGAAAUAAUUUGAACAAUGUUGCAACAGUUAUUGAUAUUACUGAAGCACUUCAUUAACCCAAGCUGAUCGGAAUCCUAUCGAUAGAUAUCAAGAAUGACAAUAUCAUAAUAGCAACCAAAUAAGCCCAGCUGUAUCAUGCUCCACUUAAAAAUGUAUAGAAUUUGAAACUACUACUUGAUUGCCAUUAUGGGGGAGAAGUGUGGGGUAUUGCAGCUAGUCGCAACUCACAAACCAUUAUUACUUGUGGUGGAGAUAGUAUUCUCCGUUAAUGGGAUAUCAAUCAAUAUACUUUGGUUAAAAGUUCGUCUCCGUUUGAAAAUGACAUUAGGGCAGUGGAUUGGAGUUCAGAUGGCAAGUACAUCGCUGUAGGAGAUGUGCGUGGAUGCAUUUACUUAGUUGAACCAACAAAUAUGAAUAUUUUGGAUAAGAAGAAUUCUAAAGCAGGUUCCCUAAAAUAGAGUGCAUAAGGAAAAACAUUUUGGAUUGAAGAUAUUAAAUUUUCACCAGACAGCACUAAAAUUGCAUUUGGAGCUCAUGGCACACAGUCAUAGGUAGAAGUAUGGGAAAUUGAGGGAGGCAAAUUUAGUAAAUAAAGUUCAAUAAACAUCUCAUUGAAUAGCAGUCUCAUUAAAUUAGAUUGGGCUAUGGAUUCAAUUCACAUAGUAGUAAACUCAUCGACUUAUGAGUUGAAAUUCGCAAAUGUCCAAUCUUUGAAGGAUGUUCCAGGACCUUAAGUGAAAGAAUUGGAUUGGUAUUCUUGGACUUGUUUAUUUGGUUUCAAUGUGUAAGGAAUCUACAAAAAGGAUGAAUAUUCAGUCACUGCUGUUUGUGUUGAUAACCAAAGGUAGAUAUUGGCAACAGGAGAAUAUAAUGGUAUCAUAAAUCUGUAUCAGUAUCCUGCUGUUUGUUAGUUCAAUUAAAUUCAUAAAGAAUAUCCUGGACAUGCAAAUGCUAUAACAAGAAUGAGAUUCUCAUUUGAUGAUACUAAAUUGAUUUCAACAAGUGGUAUGGAUAGGGGAAUAUUCAUUUGGAAAACAGAUUGGUCUAAAUCAUAAUAGUAGUUAAUGUUGUAGGAUGAGAAUGCUUACGGAAAAUACGAUGAGGAUAUUGAUGAUUUGGCUGCUCUAGCAGUUCCACAGGAAAAGAUUAGGAGGUUUGGAUCUGAUAAGUAUGGCAAGGUGAGAAGAAGAGAUAAUCAAUUCGAAAAGAAUGAAGACCAAUAGAAUUACAAUGACUAGAAUGAGAAAGGAGAUGAAUUCACUAUUAUUCGACCCUGGAUGGGAGCUAUUAAAGAGCCUUCCAAUUAUUAUAAAGAUCCAUUGAACCAAAAUAAACAGCCUUUGGUGGAAUUGACCUUAGAAUACGUUCAUGGAUAUCGUAGCAAGGAUUGCAGAAACAAUGUGAAAUACUUAAAGAGAGGACAGAUUGUUUAUAAUGUUGCUGCAUUGGCUGUUGUCUUAGAUCCCAAUCCCAAUGCAAAUACUAAUUCAAAUGCACAACGAUUUUUCAAUCAUCAUACUGAAGAUGUGGUAUGUUUGGAUGUGUCUAAUGAUCAAUUUAAGGUAGCUACUGGAUAAUUAGGAGCUAAUCCAUGUAUUUACAUAUGGGAAAGCAACACUUAAGCCAUUAUCUGCUCACUUAAAGGUUAUUUUACAAAAGGAAUCUUGCAAUUGGCAUUUAAUGACUCAGGAGAUAAAUUGGCUGCUAUUGGAAUGGAUGAUUGUCAUCAAUUAUGCAUUUUUGACAUACAAUCUAAAUCUUUGACUGGAGGAACAUUACUGGUCAAGGAUCAAAUUGGUAAGUAUAUUGUCACAGACAUUAAAUGGAAAAAUGAUUCUGAAUUUGUUACAUGUGGCUUAAAUCAUCUUAAAUUCUGGAAAUUAGGACAUGGAGGUUUGACUUACUCUAAGGCUUAUCCUUAAAAACCUCUGUCUUAUAAAUACUUAUGUGCAGCUGUCAAUAAUGAAGAUUAUUUGUUGGGUGCUGUUGAUGGAUCCUUGCAAAUCUUCUCUGGUGGCAAAUUCACAGCAUUUUACCAAUAUUUAGAGGCUAAUCGAUCAUUAGAAGCUAUUAGUUUUUCCAAAGAUUUGUAUUUAUAAUUAUAUUCAUCUUUAGUAUUCUUAUUGGAGGAGCUGAUUCUAAGAUUGUCAUUAUAGAUUCCAAGACUUACAAAUCCAUUUUAUCUUUUAAAUUAUCAGAAUGCAUGAGAAAUUCUUUGGGAUUAGAGGUCAAGUCCAUUUAGUUAGGAUAUGAUCAAAAGACUUUACUUGUCUCAACUAAUUCUGGAGAUAUUGUUGAAUUAGUUACUAAAGAUGCCAAAAUCAAUAUUAAUUCCAAGUUUGCUGUUUCAAAAANGAUUUCAACAAGUGGUAUGGAUAGGGGAAUAUUCAUUUGGAAAACAGAUUGGUCUAAAUCAUAAUAGUAGUUAAUGUUGUAGGAUGAGAAUGCUUACGGAAAAUACGAUGAGGAUAUUGAUGAUUUGGCUGCUCUAGCAGUUCCACAGGAAAAGAUUAGGAGGUUUGGAUCUGAUAAGUAUGGCAAGGUGAGAAGAAGAGAUAAUCAAUUCGAAAAGAAUGAAGACCAAUAGAAUUACAAUGACUAGAAUGAGAAAGGAGAUGAAUUCACUAUUAUUCGACCCUGGAUGGGAGCUAUUAAAGAGCCUUCCAAUUAUUAUAAAGAUCCAUUGAACCAAAAUAAACAGCCUUUGGUGGAAUUGACCUUAGAAUACGUUCAUGGAUAUCGUAGCAAGGAUUGCAGAAACAAUGUGAAAUACUUAAAGAGAGGACAGAUUGUUUAUAAUGUUGCUGCAUUGGCUGUUGUCUUAGAUCCCAAUCCCAAUGCAAAUACUAAUUCAAAUGCACAACGAUUUUUCAAUCAUCAUACUGAAGAUGUGGUAUGUUUGGAUGUGUCUAAUGAUCAAUUUAAGGUAGCUACUGGAUAAUUAGGAGCUAAUCCAUGUAUUUACAUAUGGGAAAGCAACACUUAAGCCAUUAUCUGCUCACUUAAAGGUUAUUUUACAAAAGGAAUCUUGCAAUUGGCAUUUAAUGACUCAGGAGAUAAAUUGGCUGCUAUUGGAAUGGAUGAUUGUCAUCAAUUAUGCAUUUUUGACAUACAAUCUAAAUCUUUGACUGGAGGAACAUUACUGGUCAAGGAUCAAAUUGGUAAGUAUAUUGUCACAGACAUUAAAUGGAAAAAUGAUUCUGAAUUUGUUACAUGUGGCUUAAAUCAUCUUAAAUUCUGGAAAUUAGGACAUGGAGGUUUGACUUACUCUAAGGCUUAUCCUUAAAAACCUCUGUCUUAUAAAUACUUAUGUGCAGCUGUCAAUAAUGAAGAUUAUUUGUUGGGUGCUGUUGAUGGAUCCUUGCAAAUCUUCUCUGGUGGCAAAUUCACAGCAUUUUACCAAUAUUUAGAGGCUAAUCGAUCAUUAGAAGCUAUUAGUUUUUCCAAAGAUUUGUAUUUAUAAUUAUAUUCAUCUUUAGUAUUCUUAUUGGAGGAGCUGAUUCUAAGAUUGUCAUUAUAGAUUCCAAGACUUACAAAUCCAUUUUAUCUUUUAAAUUAUCAGAAUGCAUGAGAAAUUCUUUGGGAUUAGAGGUCAAGUCCAUUUAGUUAGGAUAUGAUCAAAAGACUUUACUUGUCUCAACUAAUUCUGGAGAUAUUGUUGAAUUAGUUACUAAAGAUGCCAAAAUCAAUAUUAAUUCCAAGUUUGCUGUUUCAAAAACCUUAAUGAAAUCUCAUUGUUCUCCAAAUAAGCGAUCUUUGAAUGAAAUUUGGGGUUUGGCUAUUAACCCAUAGGAUUCUGAUCAAUACUAUACUUGUGGAGAUGAUGGAACUCUAAGAUCUUGGUCUAUCAGUCAAAAGAAAAUGCUCAAUUGCAUCAAAACCAAUCUUGAUGUUAAUGGAGCAGAAAUCAAACAAGAUGAAGUUGGUGAAUUGCCUGAUAAUACAAAAGGUAGAUGUAUAGCUGUUUCUUUGGAUGGUAUUUCGAUAUGCGUAGGAUUUAAGGAUGGAACAUUUAGAGUAUUUUAUAAUUAAUUACGUUAAGAUUUAUGAUAAAGAAUUCAAAUAAAAAUAUGUGAAUAGAUUGGCCAAAGAGUGGAUUAGUGAUAUCAAAUUCAGUCAUGAUCAAUCUUGGAUUGCAAUUGGAUCUCAUGAUAAUUCCAUAUAUAUCUAUAGUUUCCCAGAUAUGAAACAACGCUACAAACCACUCAAGAAACAUUCAAGUUACAUUACUCAUAUUGAUUUCUCCAUAGAUGGAAAUCAUCUUCAUAGCAAUUGUGGAGGGUAUCUAAUUAACAUAUAUAUUAUUCAGAUAUGAAUUGUUGUUUUGGGAACUUCAAUCUGGUAAACAAUUGCCCAAUGGAGCAAAUUAAUUAAGAGAUGAAAAAUGGUUGACUUGGACUACUCCAUACGGAUGGCCAGUUUAAGGAAUAUGGCCGGAUAUGCAAGAUGGUAGUGAUAUCAAUGCUGCUGUAAGGUCAAAUAAGACUUAUAAUGAAAAGGAUAAACCACCUGAUAAUUAUCAUUUGAUUGCAACAGGCGAUGAUAACUCUUAAAUCAAAGUAUUCAGGUAUAUGCUACUUAUAAUACAAUAGAUAUCCUUGUGUAAAGAAAUAAUCAGCAUAUAUAUUAGGAAAAGGACAUUCAUCGCAUAUUACCAACAUUGCUUGGUCUAUGGAAGAUCAUUACUUGUUCAGUAUUGGUGGAGAAGACAAUUCUAUAUUUUAAUGGAAAAUAAGUAAAUUGAGAUGA
Messenger RNA from Paramecium octaurelia, 8508 nucleotides. The record is from the annotation of a GenBank genome assembly. Lineage: Eukaryota; Ciliophora; Oligohymenophorea; Peniculida; Parameciidae.